Oppiella nova is the source of this 327-nucleotide messenger RNA. NCBI's taxonomy places the organism in Eukaryota, Metazoa, Arthropoda, Arachnida, Sarcoptiformes, Oppiidae. The record is from the annotation of a GenBank genome assembly.
AUGACUACUUUUAUAGAAAAAUUUGGAAUUAACCUGGCCAUCAUUAAAGAGCUAGCACAGAAUUUGCUCGGAUUGAGAAAUAAGUAUGAGGGUAAUACACGACUGGAUGGACAGGUAGUGGUAAUAACUGGCGCUAAUCGGGGUAUCGGCAAAGAGACUGCAUAUCAACUAUCACUUCGUGGAGCAAAGAUAAUCAUUGGCUGUAGGGAUGAGUUGAGGGCAGAGAAUGCCAUCAAAGAGAUUGUGUCGAGGAAUCCAAACGCAAACAUAAUUCACAUUAAACUCGAUUUGUCUUCUCUUCAGUCGAUUCGGGCAUUCGUUCAACAA